AUGGUUGAGAUGCCUAGGGCGGAGUUCGAGCAGCACGUGGGCGAGCACUACAGCCACAAGUGCACGCUGUGCGACUUCUCCGACAAGGACGUGGAGCGGCUGCGCGCGCACCUCAGGGACGAGCACGACCAGUACCUCAUGUCGCCCGAGGGCAGCGGCGACGGCGACGGCGCCAUGGAGGCGGACGACGACGAGCCCGGGGUGCGCGUGCCGCGCGUCAACUCCCAGGGCAAGGUGAAGACCUUCCGCUGCAAGCAGUGCGCCUUCGUGUCCGUCACCAAGGUGGACUUCUGGGAGCACUCGCGCAGCCACAUCAAGGCCGACAAGCUGCUCACCUGCCCCAAGUGCCCCUUCGUCACCGAGUACAAGCACCACCUCGAGUACCACCUGCGCAACCACUUCAACUCCAAGCCCUUCAAGUGCAGCCAGUGCGCCUACUCGUGCGUCAACAAGUCCAUGCUCAACUCGCACCUCAAGUCGCACUCGGACGUGUACCAGUACCGCUGCGCCGACUGCAGCUACGCCACCAAGUACUGCCACAGCCUGAAGCUGCACCUCAGGAAGUACUCGCACCAGCCGGCCAUGGUGCUGAACCCGGACGGCACGCCCAACCCGGAGCCCAUCAUAGACGUGUACGGCACGCGGCGCGGGCCCAAGCAGCGGGGGCGCGGCGCGGACAAGCAGGCGGAGGCCGUGUUCCCGCCGGCGCCGUGCCUGCCCGUCUUCCCGCAGCACUACGGCGCGAUGCCCUCGGCCUUCGCGUACGGCGGCGUCUUCCUCGCCGGCGGCGCGGGGCUGCCCGUCGUGCCAGGCCUGCAGGAGGACGCGCCGGUCGCCUGCCUCGACAAGAUGCUGCUCACGCACUUCAACAACAACAACAACAACAACAACAACAACAACGCCGACGAGCUGGAGAGACACGAGGCGCGGCAGGAGCCCGACAAGCAGCCGGGGGCGCCGCUCGACCUCAGCAUGUCCGUGGCUGUGGCGCCCGGGCCCCCCGCGUGCGCCCCGAACAACCACACCACCUCGCCCAAGAGCCGGCGCAAGGGCAAGGCCUUCAAGCUGGAGCGCAUCGCCAUGAAGCUGCAGCACCGGCGGCAGUCUGACGACGAGGACUCCGCGCCGCGGAGCGCCGGCGGCUGUGACGUCCGCGCCGACACCACGUCCAGCCCGCAGCAGGAGGAGCAGCAGCAGCCCGCCCCGGAGAGCGCCGAGACGUACGACUGCUCGUACUGCGACAUAACGUUCAAGGACGUCGUCAUGUACACGGUGCACAUGGGCUACCACGGCUACCGGGACCCCUUCAAGUGCAACAUGUGCGGCCAGCAGACCGCCGACAAGGUGGCCUUCUUCCUGCACAUCGCUCGCUCGUCACACUCCUAGCCAGCACUCCGCCCGCCCGCCGUUGGCAUUCGUCCGUGCGACGAAGCUACGUCGCCUGUUGUUUUUUUUUUUUUUUUUUUUUUUUACCGUGCUGUACACAUGACGGCAGUGGAUUGUACUGCGAACCUUUUUUUUAAAAUAUAUUUUUCUAGUCACUGAAAUACGUUUUAGAACAUUAUUGUAUCGAGUUGAAUAAUAUAGUUGUAUGUGUAAAGUAUUACCUGAUAUUACAAUUUUUUUUAAGGAGAGUGCAAUCAAUUUAGACUG
This is a messenger RNA of Bacillus rossius redtenbacheri, 1653 nucleotides long. RefSeq names its product protein hunchback (gene hb). The record is from RefSeq and is a predicted model, not a curated record. The transcript has 2 exons. Gene Ontology annotation, biological process: regulation of transcription by RNA polymerase II. The coding region runs from base 1 to 1386 and encodes 461 amino acids. NCBI's taxonomy places the organism in Eukaryota, Metazoa, Arthropoda, Insecta, Phasmatodea, Bacillidae. Gene Ontology annotation, molecular function: DNA-binding transcription factor activity, RNA polymerase II-specific; RNA polymerase II transcription regulatory region sequence-specific DNA binding.